AUGAGCGCUAUCGCCAAGCGCGCGUUCGGCGCCCGGACCAGCAGCCGCGCCGUCUGCCCGAGCUGUCGAUUGCAGCAACAGCAACAGCAUCAGCAAGCGCGGCGUCGCACCUUUGCCAGCGCCCGCUCCCCCGCGUCGCCGCCGCCCAAACCCCCGUCCUCGGGCUUCACGGCCUUGUCUUCGAGACAACUGCUCGCCGUGUCCGGGCCUGACGCGCCCAAGUUCCUGCAGGGCAUCAUCACGGCCAAUGUUGCUCAACCCGAUGGCUUGCCGCGAACGGAUGGCUUCUACACGGGCUUUCUCAACGCUACCGGCCGCGUGGUGCAUGACGUUUUCAUAUAUCCCUUCAGCAGCGGCUCGGGCCUCCCCGUCAAGGACGAUGGCUUCUUGAUAGAGGCGGAUGCGAGCCAGAUGGGACGACUGGCCAAGUACAUCAAGCGAUACAAGCUGCGGGCCAAGGUUGCCGUACGAAACAUUACACCCGACGAAGCGAGCGUCUGGCACACGUGGGACGAUGGUGCGAGCUACAAUCCACAGACAAGCGCGUCCAGGAUGGUGCUUCAAGACCCACGGGCGCCCGGCCUGGGUCACCGCGUCAUCCAGCUCGGCGGCAAGACGCCCAAGCUGGACCUCGAGCAGUCGACCGAAGACGCGUACACGAUCCGGCGCUACCUACAUGGCGUGGCCGAGGGCCAGGACGAGAUCAUCCGCGAGCAGGCCCUGCCGCUGGAGAGCAACAUGGAGCUGAUGAACGGCAUCGACUUCCACAAGGGCUGCUACGUCGGGCAGGAGCUCACUAUUCGGACCAAGCACCGGGGCGUUGUGCGCAAGCGCAUCCUGCCCUGCAUGGUCUACUCGCGGGACAAGGCGGCGCCGCAGUCGCUGCUGUACGAGCCCGGCGAGCCCGAGGGGUCGCCGUCCUCGGACCCGCCUGUCGAGCGGCUCACGGCCGACAUGAUCCCCGGGGAGACGAGCAUCGGUCGGUUCGGCAAGCGGGGCCGCAGCGCGGGCAAGUGGCUCGCGGGCAUUGGCAACGUCGGGCUCGGGCUCUGCCGCCUUGAGAUCAUGACGGACGUGGUGCUGCCGGGCGAGCAGGCGGCGGCCACGUUCACCCCAGACGACGAGUUUGUGCUGGAAUGGGGCGAGGAGGAGAGCAAGAGCAGCGUCAAGGUCAAGGCGUUUGUGCCCGAGUGGCUGCGACGGGGGCUCGAAGAGUCGCAGCAAUGA
This is a messenger RNA of Purpureocillium lilacinum, 1227 nucleotides long. Its product is annotated as ccr4 associated factor. Gene Ontology annotation, biological process: iron-sulfur cluster assembly. Lineage: Eukaryota; Fungi; Ascomycota; Sordariomycetes; Hypocreales; Ophiocordycipitaceae. Gene Ontology annotation, cellular component: mitochondrial matrix. The record is from RefSeq and is a predicted model, not a curated record. Gene Ontology annotation, molecular function: protein binding.